Messenger RNA from Nerophis ophidion (straightnose pipefish), 8877 nucleotides. It is a transcript of the gene sertad2b, whose product is annotated as SERTA domain containing 2b. The coding region runs from base 184 to 1368 and encodes 394 amino acids. The transcript is spliced from 2 exons. Gene Ontology annotation, cellular component: nucleus. The record is from RefSeq and is a predicted model, not a curated record. Gene Ontology annotation, molecular function: transcription regulator activity. NCBI's taxonomy places the organism in Eukaryota, Metazoa, Chordata, Actinopteri, Syngnathiformes, Syngnathidae.
AAGUUUUGUCCGACAGCCUAUGAAGGCAGCAUGGUUCAUGUGCGAGAGGCAGUUUGUCCUAUCAGCGCCAUUGUGUGUCAGAGUCUCUACCAGCCCGGACUCUUUACCCUUUUCCGUGUCGCCUGGACUCCGAGUACACCCACAUGAUUCUCUUUCACACUCCGGCGGACCUGAAUCUGACUUAUGUUCAGUAAAGGUGCCAAGCGAAAACUGGACGAGGAUGAAGAGGUGCUGGAAGGCACGACGCUGGAGGCACCGGCGGCAGGAGCAGGAUUUGGCCUGUGUCACGAGGGCCUGUCCAAGGUGUCGUACACGCUUCAGCGGCAGACCAUCUUCAACAUCUCCCUAAUGAAGCUGUACAGCCAGCGGCCACUGCGCGAGCCCAGCCUGGUGCGCCGUGUCCUCAUCAAUAACAUGCUGCGGCGCAUCCAGGAUGAACUAAAACAGGAGGGCUCCUCGCGCCCGUUGCUUCUCCCGCCGUCACCGCCGCCCGACGACCCUAUGGACGAGGGCUUCCGCGAGGCCCCGCCCUCGUUUGGAGUUUUGUCAGCUGCAGCGACUGCGCAGUUAUCUCCGCCUCUUUUGAUGCCGAUGAUCCUUCCUCCACCUUCACCCCACCCGUCAGUGCCUCCCACCUGUGAAGGUUCCCAGGCCUGCCCGCCCCCUCUUGAUGCCUGCCUCACUCCAGCUUCACUACUAGAGGAGGAUGGUCCUGAUUCAUCCUUCUGCUCUUCAUCUCCGCCCACUCCUCCUCUGUCGCCUCCCCCGUCACAAAGUCAGGUGUCUUUGCCUGCCUCGUCCAAUGACUCUUUGUCCCCCAUUGUCAGCGACAUGGACUCACUUACACAUACAGCCAUAAGUAGGCCAGCAGCCGCCAGCUCAAUGACAGAAACUACCUCCCUCGCUCCUCCCGCCCACGCAGCAGCCUUGUCCCUUGCACCCACGAGCCCCGUUAAAGACUGCAGAACCACAGGCGCCGAACUUGAAACUGGGGGCCGCAGUGCCGUCAUUCGACCAAUAGACACUCUGCUCACAGCGCCGCCUGUUAGCCCGGUAGACAUUUCCCCCCUUCAUUCCUCCCCUUCCACGCCCUCUGGGUUCCUAUCGGACUUGGCGCUGGACGACGUCCUUUUCGCCGACAUAGACACGUCCAUGUACGAUUUUGACCCCUGCGUUACAGCAGGGGCGGUCGGCGUGACAGCUGGCACCGGCCUAACCAAACUGUCUUCGGUGGUGAUGACGGACGACCUCCUCAAGUCGCUGGCGUCGCCAUACAGUGGCCCCGCCCCCCAGGUUUCAGCCAAUCAGCCUUUCAAAAUUGAUCUGACGGAGUUGGAUCACAUCAUGGAAGUGUUGGUGGGUUCGUGACCUAUUCAAAACUGUUCCAGAGACUGAAAUCAAUCACUUAGAUGGAUUUGGGAUUUUGUUUGCGGUUCCUAAGUUUGUGUUUUUUGAAGUUUGCUAUUGAAAAUGUUAGUUGUCAUGGUAACUAUGACAACUAUGAAUUACUACUACAACACAACACUGAGCAUGUGGACUGACUCCCUUUUCCAAACAGAAAUGAAGUGAGUGGCAAACAAACAGAAGAGUUUUCAUUUCUAUACGUGUGAGGACCUUUUAUUUGUUUUCCUAAAAUGAACCUUAUCCAAUUCCUAAGGUUUAACUGUGACUUAAGCCAUAACGUGUUACAGGUGAGUCCUCAAGCGUGUAGAAAUACUUUACACUAAAUGUGUCUUUAAGCAGAUGAGUGCCUUUCACAAAUAUUACCACUUAUUCGAUUCCUGCUUUUAUUUUUUCUCUUUUUCCUAAUAUUUUCUUUUUAUAAUUUAUUCAGUUGUAUUCCGUCUGUUUUAUGUGAGGGAAUUCCUCAUGAUCAAAUAAUUAUUUAACUGUCUGUUUUAUGUACUACAAUGCGUCAAAGGCUUGUUUUACUCGUAUUACCUUGAUGAAGAUGAUGAUUCUUUGCCAUCCAACUUGCUAGUUUGGAUGUUCCUCACGGGCGCUCCUAUCAGGCUGGCUUGUUGUGUUUACAUUGGAAACGCUUGCAACAACGUGUCCCAGUCUGGUGGAAAAGAGCUCAAAAGUCCAACCAAAAGAGCGAGAGUUGUUCCUUCACGCACAUGAACUGUAAACAAAUCCGCCCUUGCAGUCGGCAGACAGUCACGGAGGCGCUAAGGGCCUCCUUAAAAGUGUGCGAAGACAAACAAACAUGUGUAUUUUAAGACUUAUGUGUCUUGUGUUUGGCAACUUGAGUGACAAAAAAAUGACAGCACAUUUAGUAUUAACUCUGUUUGCACAAACCGUGCUCAGAGCAAAAGCUCAAACUCACUCAAUCUCAGGGGUUUUGCUGACUUUGCUAUGUUGUGCAGCACAGGGAUGAGGUUCCAAACAAGCUCCUUGGAUGUUGACUACAUUUACUUUAAAGAUUACUGGACGUCUGUCUAAAUCUGUCUAGUAAUGAGUUUCAUUUGAGGUUAGAAACAAUACUUCCUAACUUUGCCAGAACUCAACUUUGCCAAUUUAAGUGUCUACUAUUAAGCCAUAACUUGCACAGGCUGUAUCCAAAAGAACAGUAUUUUCUCAAAUAACCUAUGAAAGCCCUGCCAGGUCACCACAGACUAUGUCAUUCUUGAAUUGACUUGUUUUUGACAACCUUGCUUCCCAAAAUUUGUUGAAGGGUAACUGUACUUUUUGGGGGGAAUUUUGCCCAUCAUUCACAAUACCUAUGUGUGACGAGUACACGGAUGUCCUUUUUUGUGCAUACUAAACUUCUAGCAAAAGGCGGCUAAACACAACAAAUUGGUAUUGACCUAUAUUGCUUAUAAAGCGAUCUAGAAAGACAACAACACUUCAUUCGACUGUCGUAGCAACAUUGUUAUUAAAGGCCUACUGAAAUUAGAUUUUCUUAUUUAAACGGGGAUAGCAGGUCCAUUCUAUGUGUCAUACUUGAUCAUUUCGCUUUAUUGCCAUAUUUUUGCUGAAAGGAUUUAGUAGAGAACAUCCACGAUAAAGUUCGCAACUUUCGGUGCUAACAGAAAAGCCCUGCCUCUACCGGAAGUCGCAGACGAUGACGUCACAUGUUUGAUGGCUCCUCACAUAUUCACAUUGUUUUUAAUGGGAGCCUCCAACAAAAAGUGCUAUUCGGACCGAGAAAACGAUAAUUUCCCCAUUAAUUUGAGCGAGGAUGAAAGAUUCAUGUUGGAGGAUAUUGAUAGUGACGGACUAGAAAGAAAAAAUCAUAAUUUAAAAAAACAUUCCGAUGUUUUUAGACACAUUUAUUAGGUUAAUUCUGGGAAAUCCCUUAUCCUUCUAUUGUGUUGCUAGUGUUUUAGUGAGUUAAAUAGUACCUGAUAGUCGGAAGGGUGUCUCCACGGGUGUCUUGACGCGCAGUGUCUCAGGGGAGUCGACGGCAGCUAUGGACGGCACAAGCUCAGCUUUUCUCCGGUAAAAACUGACUUUUUAACCACAAUUUUCUCACCGAAACCUGCUGGUUGACAUUUGGUAGGGUCCAUGUUGGCUUGACCGCGCUCUGAUCCAUAGGAAAGUUUCACCUCCAGGAAUUUUAAACAAGGAAUCACCGUGUGUUUGUGUGGCUAAAGGCUAAAGCUUCCCAACUCCAUCUUUUUACUGUGACUUCUCCAAUAUUAAUUGAACAAAUUGCAAAAGAUUCAGCAACACAGAUGUCCAAAAUACUGUAUAAUUAUACCGUUAAAGCAGACGACUUUUAGCUGUGUGUGUGCGCAGCGCUCAUACUUCCUAAAAACCCGUGACGUCUUGCGUACACGUCAUCAUUACACGACGUUUCCAGGACGAAACUCCCGGGAAAUGUAAAAUUGUAAUUUAGUAAACUAAAAAGGCCGUAUUGGCAUGUGUUGCAAUGCUAAUAUUUCAUCAUUGAUAUAUAAACUAUCAGACUGCGUGGUGGGUAGUAGUGGGUUUCAGUAGGCCUUUAAUAUGUAAUAGUAUAUUUUAUAUCAAUAAUACAUAUAUGAACACUAAGGAACUAUUCUACUAACUCAUUGUUUUGCUCACACUUCCCGCUACUAGCUAGCAUGAGCCGCUAAUAACGUUGGUUGCGACACGCAGUAUAAAAUAAAGAAGGAGCUUGAGCUGUAUUGCCUUUGAAAAUCCACACGCUACCACUUUGACACUAAAUGGGUCUCAGCAAAUGGAACACACGCAUCAUCGCUAGGAAGCAUUCAAGGAGUGACGAUUAUUCUGAAUGGACCUUCUCAAGAAAAAUAGAACCAUCCCUAGUGAGAGCGGACAUAGUGCGUGACUUUUGUGUUCUUUUUUAAACCUUUAGCACACAGCGAUGACAGAAAUUAUUGCGCCCAGGAAAGAAGUUUUAAAAUGACCAAAGUACUGUCAAUAUGUCAUGAAAAUGCCUGUUACAACAUGACAUACAGUAUGUACUUACAGCAUGUUUACAAAAGAGCAUUGGAGGUUUCUCCAUUGUUAGCUGUCUCUGAUGAGCACUUUUUCUAAUAUUUAGAAGUCACAGAAAACAUAAAAACAUGUUUUCUUGUCUCACGUAAGGGUUGUAAAUGAUUGGCAACAUUCCCUAAAAGUGCAGUUCACCUUUAACAUCUCUCACAUGAACUCAAGUGUGCGGUAAAGUUGAUCUUGCGCUAUGUGGGGAGAUUAUUUUGUGAUUACAUUCUGGUGUAUCUAUGGAUUUGAUUGUCCAUCCAAACUACUGUAGGUUUCUCUGCAUGUUCUUUAUAUAGGACUUGUAUUCGGUUCAUCAUUAUAUAGCAGUAAAAACAAAAUGUAUACAAUUAUUAUUACAAAAAAGUUGGGAAAAUAAUAGUUUCAUCCCUUGAUAAGUGAUAUGACCAGUUCAUUAAUUCUGCCUUUUAAUAUCAAAUUUAGAUAACACUUUAGUAUGGGGAACAUAUUCACCAUUAAUUAGUUGCUUAUUAAAGUAACAAAGACUUAAUUUAGAGUUAUUUGGACACUAGGGGAACAUAUAAGGUUUAGGGUUACUAAUAAGCGAUACUUCAGAGGUUAUUGAAGGAAAGCUCUUAGUUAAUGGCUUACUGGUUGUAUAAUAAGGCCAUGCAGAAUAAGGCAUUUAUCAAGUACUUAAUAAUGACUAAUUAAGAGCCAAUAUGUUACUAAUUUGCAUGUUAAUAAGAAACUAAUUAAUGGUGAAUAAGUGUUCCCCAUACUAAAGUGUUACCCAAAUGUAAUAUCCACAACAAAAUCCAGAAAACAAACAUUAAAUGAAGCUAAUAAAUAUAAAUUAUUUUUUUCUUUUUUUACUUUUCCUGGUCAGGGGUCACCACAGCCGUUCCUCACAGAACUCUAGUCGGGAAUAGAAACCAAGUUCUCCACCACAAAAAACAAAGCAUUAUGAUUGGAUUGGGUCUUUGAAAAUUAAUAUUCUGUGGAAAAAAAAGACUAAAACAAUGAACGGCUCUUGACUUUGAUAGGGAGUCUAAUUAAUAAUAUUUUCCUCACACCUUAAAUCCCCCUGCAAGUAAAAAAACACAGUAGUUGUGAGUUGUGUUCAGGACCCUCGUGACUUGUAAAAAAAGAAAAUUACGUAGUAACAAAUCAGUCAACACUUUCCCAACACAAGAGUUCAUAUCAUAGUCACAAACACCUACCACAACACGUCAUUCGCCCUCUGGUCUGCUCACUGAAGGAAGUAUUGUAGUGUAGAUGUUGCCAACUACAAGCAGUGAAAGAUACAUAACAGCAUUUGCUAGAUUAUUGCUAUAAAAACACAAUUAAGCAGCCUUUAUUGUAGACUUCAAUAAAACAGUAUGGCAAAAAACCAAGGGAGCUGCAGACACACACACUUGUGUCGAAGUGGCUGCUGGGACUCAGUGGUAGUUCACAGGUCUGAAUGUGCUCCCUGACUCAUCUCGGCCUAAGGAAAAACUGGUUCCAGCGGAGGAGCGCGACUUUCCCAGCCUGCAUUGCACCUGCUGCAGUGUGUAAACCAGCCACACCGCGGCACCAAGUCAUUAUCUCUGAGGAGGUUUUUCCUCUCGUCAAUGAAGUUAUUUAUUCAUUUGCUUUCUUUUCCUGCUCAGUGUAAACAUAUUUAUUUUUGAUGUGAAACAUUUGGAUUGUAAAUAUGUGUACAGAAUGUACUGCGCUCCAGAUGGAAAUGUAUCUGAGUGGGGAUUUUUUUUAUCCAAGGACCUGAUGUGUUGCCUCUUAUUAUAGAUUUUCUACGUCUUUUGCACUCUUUUGUUCACCUUUUGUUUUCCCAACUGUUCAUGCAGCAAUACGCAAAAACCAACUUGUCAGAUAUCAAUCCAAAGCCUGUCAUCAACGCCUCAAUGCCAAAACGUAUGAACAUGUGUGUGUGUGUGUGUGUGUGUGUACAUAUAUAUAUAUAUAUAUAUAUAUAUAUAUAUAUAUAUAUAUAUAUAUAUAUAUAUAUGAAUGACAACUUUGAUGGAUCACUUUUUUCUUAUUGGAUGGUUUUAGGUGCUGUCCAAGCAUGCGGUGCAGCUCUACUCCUUGGGGUAGACUGACCGCAGUCAAGGCUGAGUUCCUCCAAAGGUUGUUUUGCACAAACCUUAUAGAGUUGUGCCUUGUUCUAUGCAACAGAACACAAAAGUCUCUUUCUCUCUCUCUCGCACUCUCCCUUUCUCUCGUUUGCCGUCUGUAACAGAGAGCAUGUAUGUGUCUUCAUAUAUACAUAUACAUACAUAUAUAUGUAUACAUUCUGUAUGUAUGUAUAUGUAUAUAUUUAAUCACACAUAUAUGAAUGUAUAUAUAUAUAUGUAUAUAUUUUUGUAUGUAUGUAUAAGUAUGUGUAUAUAUAUACAUAUAUAUACAAAUGAUGAAAUCAAUUGACUGCUGACUAUAAAUUUGAAAGUCUUACUUUUGUAGUAUAUAUAUAUAUAUAUAUAUAUAUAUAUAUAUACAUAUAUAUAUAUAUAUACACACACACACACACAAUAAAUGGGAAAAAAUACAAAAUGGCCGAUUCUUGAAUGUACACGCACCAGCCUCCAUCCUAGUCAAUCUUUUACGUUUCAACUUUUUUUGUUUUGUUUGUUUGUUUUUUUGGCAGUUUUCCUCUUCAAGUGUAGGUUUUUAUGUGCUUCUAAUGACCCCCCGGGCCAAACUUAGUACACCCCUGAAGUAUUUUCCCCCUCGUUCCCAUUUUUUUUGUAUUUCCUUCACUGAAUAUUGAACAGAAAUGAUUGAUGCAACACUAAAAUAAAUCGUGAAUCAAAAGGAGCAGAAUGAAGUACCAACUAAAAAUAUUUGUCCUCUAUUAGCGAUUUACAACAAAAGACUGUUGAGGCCAUGUUCCUACUUCAUAACAAACACAAAAAACAAACAAACAUCAUUUUACUCAGUCAUAUAUUUUCAUCAUCAUGAUUUUUACCUUUUUUGAAUAGAAUUACAUUUGUAUUGUUUUUGUUGCACACCUUCAAAUACAUCUUUCCAUACUCACUGUUCUGAAACUAAAUUUUUUUUUUUUUUUUUAAUCUCAAUUUAGGUUCAAUUUAAUUUCUCAUGUUCAAAUCAAAUCUGUUUUGAAUGUUGUUUGGUAUAAUUUUGUAUGUGCUUUAUACAUAAUUCUUAGAAUAUUGUACUCGUAUCAGUUCAUUAAAUGUCAAUAAGUUGUUAAAAUAUUAGGUUUGUGGGGUCCCUGUCUCCAUUUCCACUAAUGACUCUUGACUAAUGAGCUGUAUUCUGCAAAAUGAAGAUUGGAUUUAAAAAAUAAAGCAUACAUAUUAAUUAUAGAAUACAUACAAUUCAGUAAAACCUUUUUUAUCGUUGAUAUGGUUCUGGGACUAAUUGUUAUGAAUCAAUUUCUGCAAAGUAGGAACGAUUAAUUAUAGACAGAAUUUUUUUCUAAUAUCUAAAGAUUUUUUAAAAAUGUUUAUGACCUUCUAAAUAUAUAUAUAUAUAUAUAUAUAUAUAUAUAUAUAUUUGCAUUAUGAGAGAUAUUAUGAUACAACACCCACAAUAUAAUUUUAGGGCCACCCCUGGCUAAAUUGAGCCCUAAGCAGAAUUUUUCUUUGCAGUACAAUUAUCUACCCCAAUUAAUGGAUAGAAUUAGAAGAAAAACAGUUUAUCAUCACAUGUGCAGUAUUUAUCACAUACUGUAUAGUAUGGGCAUGGUUAAACUAUGAAAAAAUGGCCAACCCUCCAUUUUGUGUAAAAAGGUGCAUGUUUAAUUUCAAAUAAUGUCAAAUGAAAUGUUACCACAACGAUAUUCCUAAUCCCUUCCUGUUGUGUUACUGUGAAAAAUAUAAUGACAAAUUUCCCUCCACAUUUUCAGUGUUGCUAAUCAUUCGUGGGUUUGAAUCCUGGUCGAAGAUGUUUGGGGAAAUUUGGGGAUUUUUUCUGGUUUGCACUAGAAAAUUACAUGAUUGAAUAAUGUAUUACAAUUGAAUUUUUUUUAGUAUAAAACAUUAAAUUUAAUUAAAUUUGGAAUGAAAAUGUCUAAAAAAUAUUUGAUAUGAAUAAAAAAGUAUAUUAUUUGUACUGGGGUUCGUCAGGGGGCUCAAAAUAAAAUUCUGCAUAGGGCCACAAUUUAGCCUUUGGUCCUUUGGCCAAAACGCGCUAAAAGCAGGUCCUUACUGGCUCAAUGCCGCCCCCUACCGUGUUAACAAUACAAAACCAGAGGGUUAGACUAAUUAAGCCAGGGAUAUUGAAUGACAAUGUUGUGGGGGCUACAUUUACAGAGAGCUAAGAACCGGGGGUUCAGAAUUUUCUCUUCACUAUUUGUUUUAUUUUGUAUAAACCUGAGAACCAGCGUCCUCAACAGUAAAUAUUACAUUUUGCCAGUGUUACAGAAUUGUGCUGUUGUUUUUAAGAGUCUGCUGCAAAAGGACUUAAAAUUGGACCUUGAGGAACACCACUUGUACAAAUAAAAAGUUGAACAAAUGA